This is a messenger RNA of Nycticebus coucang (slow loris), 1219 nucleotides long. Its product is annotated as DNA/RNA-binding protein KIN17-like. Gene Ontology annotation, molecular function: double-stranded DNA binding. Lineage: Eukaryota; Metazoa; Chordata; Mammalia; Primates; Lorisidae. The coding region runs from base 9 to 1190 and encodes 393 amino acids. The transcript has a single exon. The record is from RefSeq and is a predicted model, not a curated record. Gene Ontology annotation, cellular component: nucleus. Gene Ontology annotation, biological process: DNA damage response; DNA replication.
UGGUCACGAUGGGAAAGCCAGAUUUUCUUACUCCCAAGGCUAUUGCCAACAGGAUUAAACCCAAGGGGCUUCAAAAGCUGCGCUGGUAUUGCCAGAUGUGUCAGAAGCAGUGCCGGGAUGAGAAUGGCUAUAAGUGUCAUUGUCUGUCUGAAUCUCAUCAGAGGCAACUAUUACUGGCUUCAGAAAAUCCUCAGCAGUUUAUGGAUUAUUUUUCAGAGGAAUUCCAAAACGACUUUCUACAACUUCUCAGGAGACGCUUUGGCACUAAGACAGUCCAUAACAACAUCGUGUACAAUGAAUACAUCAGACACCGAGAGCACAUCCAUAUGAACGCCACCCAGUGGGAGACUCUGACCGACUUUACCAAGUGGCUGGGCAGAGAAGGCUUGUGCAAAGUGGACGAGACACCAAAAGGGUGGUACAUUCAGUACCCCGACAGGGACCCAGAGAUAAUCCGUCGGCAGCUGGAACUGGAGAGAAAGAAGAAACAGGAUCUUGAUGAUGAAGAAAAAACUGCCAAAUUUAUUGAAGAGCAAGUGAGAAGAGGUCUGGAAGGGAAGGAACAGGAGGUCUCUGUUUUUACGGAAUUAAGCAGAGAAAAUGAUGACGAGAAAGUUACAUUCAAUUUGAAUAAGGGAGCAUGUAGUUCCUCAGGAGGAGUAUCUUCAAAGUCACGUUCUUUGGGCCCGAGUGCACUGAAGACCAUAGGGAGUGCAGCAUUGGUGAAACGGAAGGGAUCUUCCCAGAGCUCAGCUCCGUCCAAAGAAAAGAAGAAGAAAUCUGUGCUGGAUGAGAUCAUGGAGAUUAAAGAGGAGAAAAAACAAAAAACUGCCCAGACAGAUUACUGGCUGCAGCCUGAAAUUGUCGUAAAAAUUAUAACCGAAAAACUAGGUGAGAAAUAUCAUAAGAAGAAGGGUGUUGUUAAGGAAGUAAUUGACAAAUACACAGGUGUCAUAAGGAUGAUUGAUUCUGGAGACAAGCUGAAACUUGACCAGACUCACUUAGAGACAGUAAUUCCAGAACCAGGAAAAAGAAUUCUAGUUCUAAAGGGAGGCUACAGAGGGAAUGAAGGUACCCUAGAGUCCAUCAAUGAGAAGACUUUUUCAGCUACUAUAGUCAUUGAAACUGGCGCUUUAAAAGGAUACAGAGUUGAAGGAAUUCAAUAUGAAGACAUUUCUAAACUUGCCUGAGUUUGAAAAUUUGUCAAUGACACAUUAAA